AUGAGUCAAGACUCAUCAAUCCAAAAGGAGUCGAGGCCUAUUGGUCGAAAGGCAGUGAAGGCGAAGAGAGGGAGUAAUUCCAGCAAUGAUAUUGCAAAAUUGUUGGAGCAAAUUGCAAGGAACGGCACCAUGACAAUUGAGUUAGACAUGAAAAAAGAUGCGGACGAGAAUGCAAUGAAUGAAGAAUAUGCAAGAGAAAGGGAGCAUACACGCAAACAAGACAUUGAGAAGAAGAAUCGGGAAACCAUGACCAUGGAUACAAGCCAUAUUUCCCUUGAAACAAAACAAUUUUGGAAGCUAGAACGAAGGGAUGUUAUGAAAAGAAGACUUUUCCGUGACAAUGGACCUAGCAACAUUGAUUGGUUAAAUGAUCAAAACCAUUAA
Prunus armeniaca (apricot) is the source of this 384-nucleotide messenger RNA. The record is from the annotation of a GenBank genome assembly. NCBI's taxonomy places the organism in Eukaryota, Viridiplantae, Streptophyta, Magnoliopsida, Rosales, Rosaceae.